Messenger RNA from Acaulospora colombiana, 3387 nucleotides. NCBI's taxonomy places the organism in Eukaryota, Fungi, Glomeromycota, Glomeromycetes, Diversisporales, Acaulosporaceae. The record is from the annotation of a GenBank genome assembly.
AUGGAGCUUCCAUACGUCAUUUUUACUCUAACCGAAACGCCCUUUUUGACUACUUUACGAAUUUGGAAAAGCAAAUUCAAUGUGAAUAAACUUACGAGACGAAAACAAUCACAGCUCGUGUCUCAUGAGCCCAUAAGGAAGAUCGGUGAAGAACCAAAGCACGUUCAAGAAAAACACCGUAGAGCUCGAGUCAGUCCACACAAGAGACCUCCAAGUUCAAUAUGGUCAAAAUACCUCGGAUUAUCGGAAAUGGAAGAGCUGAAUUCAUUUACCGAGGGAGAUUUUCUGAUGAUAAUAUCAAAGAUAUUGAAAUUGGAUAGAAAGUGGAAAUCGCAAAACAUUAUAUAUUGGAUGGAACGAGUCUGCAAAGACAUAAAGAGGAUUGGAUUGCGAUUAAACAAGCACACAUAUGAAAAAAUAAUUAACGCGUACGCCAGAUUUGAUCUCGUUAGGGCCGAGUCAAUACUUGCAGAAAUAUUCGAAGAAAAUAUUGUGCCCACACGAGGCACAUAUCACAUACUAAUAUACGGAUAUGCGAAAUUGGGAAAAAUACAGAGAUGCCUGGAACUUUUUCGGGACAUGAAAAAACAUUUAAUCCGGCCGGAUCUGAAAACAUACAACACACUUAUCUUAGCAUACGUAAACAAUAAUGACAUUAAAAAUGCAUAUAAUUUAUUACAUGAAAUGGAUCGGCACAAUGUCAAGCCAAAUAUAAUCACAUUUAACACCAUCAUUCAUGGAUUGCUAAAAUUUCACGAUUUUAAAGGAACCGAGAGAUGUCUCGAAGUCAUGCAGACUUUCGGGAUAACUCCAAACGUCAGGACUUUCAAUACUUUAAUGUCAGGCUAUCUUGAUGUCGGAGAUGUGCGAGCGAUAGAAAAGAUUUAUCAUAAGAUGCUCAAAUUAAAAUUGCAACCAGGCCCGGAUACUUAUCACACAUUGAUGUUAGCGCUCAUUCAAAUGGGAAAAACACAACAAGCUCUCAACGUUAUGGAUCACAUCAUUAUUCGUCGCCUACAUGUUGCAAGAACGUUCAACAUCAUUGUCAACAUGUACAUCAAAAUGAAAGAUUUUUCUAUGGCGCGGGAGACACUUGCUCGGAUGCGAUCGAUGGGCCUACAUCCGAAUGUGAUAACGUAUAGCACAUUCAUCUCGGGUUGUGUGAACGAGCGGAAUCUCGAUGAAGCGAUGAAAUAUUUCGAUGAAAUGGUAGAGCAAGGGAUUAGCCCUAAUUUAUUUGUGCUCAACAUCCUCUUGAAAGGUUAUUUAAGCGUGCAUGGGAUGAAAGGAGCAAACUCCAUAAUCUUACGGAUGGCCGAGUACAACGUCAUUCCUGAUCAGGUCACAUACAAUAUCCUUAUACAACACAUCAAAGAGAGAAAUGGCGAUUAUGAUUUUGAAGAGGCGAUGAGACAAUAUUUUGAAAUGCUUGACAAAGGUUUCAGACCUACUAACCGAACAUUUAACACAAUCCUUGGUCUGGCAAUGAAGAAAGAUAUACAUGAACAUAGAUUUAAAUCUCGACUCAUAACAUUCAAUGAUCGAACUAAUAAUGGAAAAUCGGAGGGUGCGAUGGAAACAAUUCUGAUGGAAAUGAGGAAAAAACAUUUUGUCCUGGAUGUUAUCACCUAUGGCAUUCUAAUGAAAAACUUUAUAUAUUAUCGAAACAUGGAAGGGGCAGAAAAAUUGAUCCAAAUAAUGCAGCAUAAUGCAGUCAAGCCGAAUCAAUUUAUCUUUAAUAUAUUGUUGGAUGGGUACACCAAGAUACCCGACAUGGAUCUGGCGGAGAUGACGGUCAAAAGAAUGCUGAAUUGUGGAUUUCGUAAGACCAUCCACGUCUAUCACUCCCUCAUCAACGGUUAUGCUAAUGCGGGUAACAUCGGAGCAGCCUGCAAAGAAUUUGAGGAAAUGAAACAAGUUGGAAUAACGCCGGAUAACAUUAGUUAUACGUCUCUGGUGAAUAUGUUUGCCAACAAUAGACAGGUGAAUCGAGCUCAACAAGUAUUUGACUACAUGAAUUCACAGGGAGUACAUCUAGAUUUGAUUAGCUUCACCGUACUUAUGAAAGCCUAUGCUCUGGUGGGUAAUGUCAGGGGUUGCAAUUCUACAUUCGCUCGGAUGAUCUCCGCAGGUUACGAACCGGAUAGCGUGGUUAUAUUAAUUAUGCUCACCGCUUAUAAUCGUAGCGAAGAUAUCAACGGUGCCAUCGAUUAUUUAAGGAAUCCCAGAGUGGUUGGAAAUCUUGGCACCUGGCAUUAUAAUACUCUAUUAAGUAUGCUCGCUCGAGACAGAUUCCUGACAAAAGGGACAUUUAAAUUGUUUAUGAAAAUGUUGUGCAGUCACGAUCAAUCAUCAGAUUUUCCUUUUGUAACUGAGCAACUCGACGAUGAAACUAACGAUUCCUCUCGUUCUUCGCCUACGUAUACCGAAUCCAAAUUUCCAUCUCCUGACAUUGACAGUAUUCACAUAGUGGUGAGCCACUUUAAUCGUAAUCGUCAAUGGAACUAUAUCAUGAAAUUAUGGGAUGAAUUGUGUGAAAGAGAAAUCUCCCCACGUACCGUUGAUUAUAUUGUAUUCAUGAGAGCAUUUUCUAAAAUCAAGGAGACGGAAAAAAUGAUGGAGCAGAACUUCGUGAUGGUUAAGGAAUCCGAAAUCUCUACAAAUGAAAGAAAUUUCAUAUUAUCUAGCCUGAAGGAAAGAAUUCGCCUUGAUGGUCGAGAUCUAGGAGAUUUUAGACCCUUAAGUAUCAUACUUGGUCCAGAAAAAGGACGUUCAGAAGUUAGACUUGGUGGCACAAAAGUAUUGUCUAAGGUAUCAUGUGAAGUCACCAGACCCUACCUGGAACGUCCCUCGGAAGGGAUUCUAAUAAUAAAUGCAGAGCUGUCCCCAAUGGCAUUCCCGGAAGAGGAAAUUCUUGUAAGUCGAAUCCUUGAGAAGGCAUUGAAAAUAAAUCACGCUAUAGAUCUGGAAGGAUUGUGCAUCAUUCGCGAAAAAAAAGUAUGGACGAUUCGUGUCGACAUACACUUUCUUGACAACGACGGCAAUAUAAUUGAUGCCGCGUGUAUCGCAGCUAUUUCGGCACUCUCUCAUUUUCGAAGACCUGAUGUCACCGUUGCCGGAGAUGAUAAUUUAUGGGUCGUAGAUCCCUGUUUACAAGAAGAGCAAAUACGUCAAGGUGAUAUGACAAUAACAAUAAACGAUCACCAGGAAAUAUGUGUUUUGUCGAAAGCUGGUGGUGUGCCUUUGGCCAUGGACCAAAUUGUACAAUGUUCGAAAAUCGCGACGCGUAAAGUGGAAUCAAUAACAGAGAAGAUCCGCGCGGCUUUAGAUGCCGAUAGAAUUAGGAGAUCGCCCCUGAAUAGUAAAUUGUCACCUGCUGCCAUGUAA